This is a messenger RNA of Hibiscus syriacus, 1104 nucleotides long. Its product is annotated as peroxidase 4-like. The coding region runs from base 50 to 1012 and encodes 320 amino acids. Gene Ontology annotation, molecular function: heme binding; peroxidase activity. The record is from RefSeq and is a predicted model, not a curated record. Lineage: Eukaryota; Viridiplantae; Streptophyta; Magnoliopsida; Malvales; Malvaceae. Gene Ontology annotation, biological process: response to oxidative stress; hydrogen peroxide catabolic process. The transcript has 4 exons.
CUUCUCAUUUUCAUCUUAAGCUACCUUUCGUUUUCGUUAGGGGAAAAAAAUGGAGGCAGUUGCAAUGUUUAGAGCUGCUGCUAUGGUGAUGCUGCUGGCUUUGAGCUUCAGCGCGUGCCAAGGGCAGCUUUCUCCUACUUUUUAUGCUGAAACAUGCCCCGAUGCACUCAGUACCAUUCGCACAUCCGUCAGAUCAGCCAUUGCAAGGGAACGUAGAAUGGCUGCUUCUCUUAUCCGGCUUCAUUUCCAUGAUUGCUUUGUUCAGGGUUGUGAUGCCUCGAUCUUACUGGAGGAUUCCCCUUCAAUCACCAGCGAAAGAUUCGUACCACAAAAUAACAACUCGGUACGAGGCUUUGAGGUUAUCGAUCAAGCUAAAUCUGCAGUCGAAAACGUUUGCCCUGGAGUUGUGUCUUGUGCUGAUAUUCUCGCGGUUGCUGCCAGGGAUGCCUCUGAAUACGUAGGUGGUCCAUUGUGGACAGUGAAUCUUGGAAGAAGAGACUCCACCACUGCAAGCCCGAGUCUAGCCACCAGAGACCUUCCCCGUUUCACAGACGGUCUUCAAAGGCUUAUCGAUCUGUUCGAAACCAAGGGCCUGAAUGAAAGAGACAUGGUUGCUCUGUCAGGUUCUCACACCAUCGGACAAGCUCGAUGCGCUACAUUCCGGGGUAGGAUAUACAGUAACGACAGCGACAUCGAUGCCGGUUUCGCCGCAACACGUAGACGUAACUGUCCGGCUACCGACGGCGACGGGAAUCUGGCACCGCUCGAUUUGGUGACACCGAAUUCCUUCGACAACAACUACUUCAGGAACCUGUUGCAGAGGAGGGGUCUUCUGCAGUCGGAUCAAGUACUGUUCAGCGGUGGUUCCUCGGAUAGCAUAGUGAACGAGUACAGCCGGAACCCUUCGACUUUCAGCUCAGAUUUCGCUUCCGCCAUGGUCAAGAUGGGAGAUAUCGAACCUCUAACGGGUUCAGCUGGGAUAAUAAGGAGGAUUUGCAGCCGUGUUAACUAGUUUGAUGCUAGUCUUAUAUGUUUAUCUCUAUGAUUAUGUGUUUCCCUCAAAUCGUUUCAAGUUUCGAGUGUAAAGUAGUUGCUGUAAUACUU